AAGUCGUUGCACUCAAAGCCUUCGCGCAUUGGCAACAACCUCCAUCAGUAAUAUAGCUCGGUUGAUAUUAUAUUGUUGAUGUAGUCAAGUUUAUUCUAUGGUUUUGAAAAAAACGUAAUCGUAAGGAUUGCCAUUGUAGCGACAGGCAUGUCUGUGAGGCCGGACUGAGGGCAGGAAGUGGCCCACGUAUAUCAGCGCGCGGGUUAUUUACAAAUUGUAAACAGCGCCAUUGUGCUAACUGUCUCUAACGUCGCCUAUCAAAUGGGCGAAAUAGCUUUCUUAUCAGCGUUCACUUUAGUAAUGAUUUAAUCACAGCUUAAUUUCAGAGAGCGUCUUCAAACAUAUUCAUUCCGGGGGCAAACCGAAUAAGAAGAGCAGUUAGUGAAAACAAAAUGCUAGCUGGCUAACCGUUAGCUCGGGUUAGCUGUCGCGAACAGUCACUUAACGUUAUCGCCGUACGUUUGAAAUAGCUAGCUAACAUACAUGGAGGAAAACUACCCUACCUUGAGGAGACCAAAGAGGAAACUCUGCUACAUGCCAAACAAGAAAAGUACAUCUAAUCAAUGGGUGGGAAAGCUGGAAUUGGAAGACAUCGAUAAGAUGUUUGACGACUUGGAGCCAUCCUCGCUUGAAGAAGAUGACCCAGUACCUCAGUCGCUUCUGCUCCAGAUCUCUGAGACUGGGACUGACGCAAAUCAGACGGGUAGAGACUCUCCUUCAGACCCGGAGAAGGAAGGACAACUAACAGAAAAAGUUCCAGUUUGCCAUAUGGAGCCUAAAGGAGAUCUACAUCCUACAACAGGGGCACCCAGUCCAAAACUAGACAUUGAUUUGGACAUCCCAUUUGAAGUGCAUGGCCCAAGAAAGACAUCCAGCCCUAUUGAAGAGAAAGUAAUUGUGGAUGGCGAAGUAGAGAUGGAUAAUGAAAAAGACACAGUCAUGUCCCCAGUCCUCUUUGUCUAUGAGGAUCAAAGAAAAGAAGAGGCAGAGACAGAGUUCCUACCCACCCAGAAACAGCAAGGCAACGGGCUCGUUGCGGAGCAAUUGGAUGAUUUUGAGUUGGAGUCUCCUCCAAGCAGUAUUGCUUUAAGCAAACCCAUACCCAGUCAACAAAACAAGGGGGAGGAAUCAUGCAAAGAGAGUCAGCCAGCGAAAGAAAAGGCAUCCAAGAAACCUCAUACAGCUGAUCUGAAAGGCAAAAGAAAAGCACAAAGGCAAGAAAUCCUAGACCCACCCAUGUCAGCAGUGAGAGACGAGCCUGAAGUCUUAGUUCCUGAGAAAAAGACAGAAAGCGCUCGGAAGCAGCCGUUUGUUGGGGCACCUGCCCGUGUGGGACACGACAUGACCACUUUUCUACAGAAGCUAAGAGAAGCUACAAAGCCUAAACCCUCAUGUUCUAGGAAGUCUCUUUCACCAAUAAAAGCACCCCCUCCUCCUGAGCCAGAGGACAAUUUCCUGAUUUUGGAGGAUGAUUCGCCUCUUUGGUUUAGCAUCCCAAGUAAAAGUGCCACCAGUAAGAGACCGAACAAAACUUCCAGCAACAGCAAGGACGGCUCAGAUGAGAAGGGAGCAAAGGAUAGCCCCAUAGAGACUGAACAAAAACAGCAGGAAGCUGAACAGGCAAGAAGCAAACUGGGAAGUCAGACUGUCAAUCAGAAAAUCAAGAAGAUGAAAGUGAAAGAGAAGAAAAAUGAGGUGACUGAACCUGGAAAUGAUAUGGAUGAAUUGUGCAGUCCUGAGGAUCCUCCUGCAGAUGACCUAAUGACACAAGAGAAACCGAACAAAAACAAAAGACACAAGAAGGCAUCAGCGAAAGAAAGGGACCAGGCAGCGGAGCAGCCUGAACUGUGCAGUCCUGAGGAACCUCCUGCAAUUGACCUAAUAACACAAGAGAAACCAAACAAAAACAAAAGACACAAGAAGGCAUCAGCGAAAGACGGUGACCAGGCAGCGGAGCAGCCUGAACUGUGCAGUCCUGAGGAACCUCCUGCAAAUGACCUAAUGACACAAGAGAAACCAGACAAAAAGAAAAGACUGAAGAAGGCAUCUUCUAAAGAAAGUGACCAGGCAGAGGAGCAACCUAAAGACACAGCCAUGGAUGAAGAAAAGAAGCCCACUCUGGAAAAGAAAGCUCAGAACUCCUCUGACAUGAAGAGAUCAAAGUCUUUGAAAGAGGGGAAUGAAAAUGCCAAGACAAGCAGGGCUAAGUCAUUAAAGGGGGACAAAAAAGUGCCGCAGGAGUCAGGUGCAGUGAUAGAGAUGGUGCGUGUUGAGGCUGAGGAGGAGCAAAGUCAGGAGCCUGUAGAUGCUCUUCCAGAGAAAGAAAUCAUGAAUUCUGAAACACAAUCAGGUGAAAAGAAUAAACAGAACAGACCACUGGCCGUAUCUGAAGAGAGUUCAUCCGAAGACAUUCAGAUUCCUGGGAAAAGGAAAAGGAGGCAGCCUGGACAGUGGUGGGUGAGCGGCUCUCCGAGCACAGAGGAAACAAAGGUUUCAGACAGCGAGACCACCCUGAAAAAGUCAAGGCAGAGCAAGAAGGAGCCCAUCGCGACAGUCUUGUCUCCUGUAAAGACUAAGAAGGAUGGAGGUAUGAAAAGAAGGAAUCAACCUGCACCGUCACUUCGUCAGAAGACAAAUAAAGCUAAAGAAAAGAAAACCAGCCAGAACAGAAACAGAAAAACAAAAGGAGACACUCCAGCUAAGGUGAAAGCAUCAGAAGUAUUCGAUAUGGUUGAGGCAGAGCAGAUUGAAGAGCAGGAGGUCGCGGACGAAGACAUGGAGUCGAGCCCUUUGGUCUUUGCUCACAGAGAGCACAGCCAAAACAGAGGGGAUCAGGUAUUUCAAAGAGUCUACCAUCACGUCCCUAACGAAAAAGCGUCCGCCUCACCAGCGCCAGUCUCUCCCAGAGGACAGAGGGAGCAGCUCAGAUCGGUAGAACCUGGGAAACGGAGGAGGAGACCGACCGGUAACUGGUGGAUUGUUAAUGGCCUGUCUGAGGAUGUAGACAGUGUCUCCUUGCCGCCCCAGCAGCAGGGGCCCAAACCACGCAAGGACAGAAAAAAGCAGGCUAAACAGAGCAGAUCUCCUGGACUUGGGACGCCCAUAAAUGGCAACAUGGUUGUCUCUCCAAAACCACAAGGGGGCGCUCCUGUGCCUCGACUGAAAGUGAAGCCAUUGUCGUCUCCUAAGACUGUCAAACGCUCUCUGGCUAUGUUUAAUGACAUUUCCACUUCAGUCACACCGACUAUUGUGAGCAGUAAAGAAACGGGUCAGAGGAAAAAAUGUAAAGUUACUGCACAUCCUGCUGUGGAAGUGACUGUUACUGACUAUACAACACUUGGCAAGAAACAUGAAGAUAUUGUCAGUAUGGAUGCUGGUGAGUCCAUCAGCCCCCUGAACCAGGACGACCACUAUCAGUCAGAGAACACGUUAAAAGCCCUCAGAAGUGGGCCGUCCUCCAUGAUCGAGCUGGAACAGUUUGAGGAGAAUGAUGACAUGAUUCUGCCGUCAAACCGAAGCGAGGCUGUUCUGUCUGCUUCGGACCUGUGUGCUCCUCCUCUCAAACCGCUGAUCUUACAGCCGAAGGAUAAGGCCAACCUGAUAGAGUGGUUCAAGAGUCUCUGGUCUACCACCAUCGAAAAUGGUCCUGAGAUCAGUCCGGACCACUUUGAUUGGUACUUCUAUCAAGGCAGAGCGAUGGGCCUAAUGGUGGAUGUGAAUGGUGGCUCCUUCUGUAGUGGAAAAAUCCUGCUGGGCUCCUACAUGAAGAAGCCUCUGUGGGUGGAUCACAGCGCCACAACAGUUUUUAACUUACUAACAAGCUCUGUGAGUGUAACAGUCAACAGCAGGGAGUCCCGUUCCAGUCCAGGACAAUCUUUCAUGGUGCAAUGUGGACAUGCAUACAGCAUCCAGAACAUCACUGCACAGCCUGCAGUUCUGUACUUCACCAGGAUUUUAGCAGAAAGUUCAGAUUGAAGUGUUUUGUAUUCUUCCUUAAAAAAAAUGUCAGACGCCUGAAUUUGUGAUGUUAUUUCUGUAUUUAAGUGUGACUUAUUUUCUGUGAUGAAAUCUGAGAUGUAAAUAGACAUUUUCUGCCUUUUGGUUUUAAUGAUUUCAUCUGCCGUGACGCUUGUAAUGACUUAAAUCUGAUAAAACGGAUAAAAAAAAGACUUGUAAAUAAAGCUCUGUUCCUUUUUGAUACUUGA
Molecule: messenger RNA, 4205 nt
Organism: Acanthopagrus latus (yellowfin seabream)
Lineage: Eukaryota; Metazoa; Chordata; Actinopteri; Spariformes; Sparidae
Product: muscle M-line assembly protein unc-89
Exons: 17
Coding region: 484-3975 (1163 amino acids)
Source: RefSeq, a predicted model, not a curated record